Molecule: messenger RNA, 1285 nt
Organism: Vanessa tameamea
Lineage: Eukaryota; Metazoa; Arthropoda; Insecta; Lepidoptera; Nymphalidae
Gene: NiPp1
Product: nuclear inhibitor of protein phosphatase 1
Exons: 9
Coding region: 135-1178 (347 amino acids)
Cellular component (GO): nuclear speck
Molecular function (GO): protein serine/threonine phosphatase inhibitor activity; protein binding; mRNA binding
Source: RefSeq, a predicted model, not a curated record
UUGACAGGGUCUAGGAACCAGUUGUGAUCUUAAUGCUCAAUACCAUGUUAUUAGUUAUUUUUAUAUUUGCAAUGAAUUUAUACAUCAAAAUAUAAAUAUAGCAUUUAUAAUAAACACCUAAGCUAGCAAUAAACAUGGCAAAUCAUUACGAAGUGCCUAACUGGGCUGGAAAACCACCAACGGGACUCCACUUAGAUGUUUUAAAAGGAGAUAAAUUAAUACAGAAAUUGAUGUUAGAUGAGAAGAAAUGCUACCUCUUUGGUAGGAACCCACAAAUGAAUGACUUUUGUAUAGACCAUGCAAGUUGUUCAAGAGUUCAUGCAGCAUUUGUGUAUCAUAAACAUUUGAACAGAGCGUUUUUGGUUGAUUUGGGCAGCACUCAUGGCACAUAUAUUGGACAGAUGCGCUUGGAAGCUCACAAACCAACCCAACUACCUAUCGAUUCAACAUUUCACUUUGGGGCUUCCACAAGAAACUAUGUGAUUAGGGAAAGACCGACAGGAAACUCUCGGGGUAUCAUGGAGGAUUUACCCAACUCUGAGAUGGAGGGUGCACUACUUGGAUUGCCAGAGACACAGACAGAGUUAGAUAAUCUAACAGAAUUCAACACAGCACAUAACAGAAGAAUUUCUAUGUUGGGUAUAUCUACUGAUGAUGGCAGUGAUGUUAUUAAGCCACCGACUGGUACAAAAAGAUCAGCAUCAAUGCCAGGUGGUGUACCAAAGAAGCAGAAACGUAAUGUUUCUUUCAAUGAGGAAGUGGACAUCAUUAAUCCAGAAGACAUUGAUCCAACUGUGGGUAGAUUUAGGAACUUGGUACGAUCAACUAUAGUACCAAAUGCAAAUGCUCCACCCAGGAAGAUAAAAUUACAAAGUGCUGACGAAAAUCACCACCACCAUUCAUUGAGACUGCAAGAAAUAUCAAGAAGCAAUAAUCUCUAUUCAGAUCUUCCAGCACCAAGUUCCCAUCUAAGUCUAAUUGGUGCAAGGUUGGGCCUGCUGUUACCGAAUCCUGCACCUGAUGUGGAGUUAGAAGGACCGGAGCCACAUCUAAAUGUUCAUCCACCACUACCAAAUGCAGCGUCCGAAGAAUCAGGGCCAUCGAGUGAACCCAAGAAGAAGAAAUACGCAAAGGAAGCCUGGCCGGGGAGAAAACCUGGACUUAUACCUAGUGUUUGAGUUGAACAACACUCUUAGGUUUAAGUUGUAGAUUAUAAAAAGGACUUUCACGAAAAACCUUUUUUAAAUUCGCCACAGAUAAUAAAUAAAGAGCUAUUUAUAACGAA